AUGAUGUUGGGAGCUUUCAAAAGACCCGUUUUGAGACUGUUUGGUGAGGCCACUCAGAUCCGGCUGUAUCAAGUGUCGUCAACUCGGUUCAACGAAGUAGCCAACACAAAAGUGGAAAAUGAUGUCGCGCCCAUUGUGGAAGAAAAUUCACAUCCCGUUGCUAAACGACUGAUGGACUUUUUCGAUGCACCCGAAAAUUGGAGCAAGGAUGCCGUAAAGUCUGGUCGAAGCUGGAGAAUUGAUGAGCUUCGAAUCAAGAGCAACAAGGACCUGCACUGCCUGUGGUAUGUCCUCUACAAGGAGCGCAACAUGCUGAAGACAAUGGAAGAGGCGUCUAAAGAGGCGACGCAAAAUAUGCCUAGUCCGGAGCGAAUUGACAAGGUGGAAGAGAGCAUGAAGUACAUUGAGGAAGUAAUCCAAGAGAGAAAUCGCGCCUACUGGGACCUGGAAGUCGGCGACAGUCAGUUUGUCAGCCGAAGGAAGGCCUUCCGUCGAGACAUUUUCGGACGUUGGCGCUGGAUUGCUUGCUCUGAGCACCUGAUUCCCUACUGGAUGAACACUGAAUGGCGUAAAAUGAACGCCCCUGGAUUCGGCAAAGAUGUCGAAGAGUUUAACAAAAAGUUACGCGAGAAGCAGCUAAACAAGACUGUUUCGUUGACUUUCAGAAAGGAAUUCCACGUUCGUCAACUGCUCAAGCGUUUUGAAAACAUUGAUAUGGAGUACCUGCAGGAGCUGUAUCCUGAGGUGAACGUCCAGUCAAUCAAGGAGAACCUCAAUGAGAUCACCAAGGAAAGCCGACAGCAGCGAUUUGAUGCAAUAUUCUACCAGAAGCGGAAGUUGCUGUAA
This is a messenger RNA of Rhagoletis zephyria (snowberry fruit fly), 846 nucleotides long. Lineage: Eukaryota; Metazoa; Arthropoda; Insecta; Diptera; Tephritidae. The record is from RefSeq and is a predicted model, not a curated record.